Molecule: messenger RNA, 3873 nt
Organism: Symbiodinium sp. CCMP2592
Lineage: Eukaryota; Dinophyceae; Suessiales; Symbiodiniaceae
Source: the annotation of a GenBank genome assembly
AUGGCUCCCAAGACCGCCUCGCAGCUUCGGCAUCUCCUCUUCGAGCACGGGGAGGAGGCACCACGGCAGUGGUCCAAAGUGGAACUGCUGCAGCGGGUGGAGGAAGUGACGGGCACCGACUACACCAAGCCGCAGAAGAAGGAGAAGUCCGAAUACAAGACGUAUGUCAAUCCCAACUGGACCAUAGCGCAGUUGCAGAAGGAGGCCUUGUCGGUGAUCUACGGCAAGGCCAACCCCGAUCCCACCGACCUUGUGGGCUUCGGACGCCACAGCCAGCUGACCUACGAGAAGUUGAAAGAGGGUCACGAGCAGUACUGCGCGUGGGUGGUGCAGACAGCCCGCGAGGGGCAAUGCAACCCUCGACUCCGGCGCCUUGCCGGAUGGCUUGCGAACGAUGUCACAGUGGUGCAGCGAGCCCAAGCCGAGUUCAUGACGAUGACCAAGAUGACGGACAAGAGCGAGGUGGCGGGCUACCCAGCCGAGCCGACGACUCCCCGCCAGGAGGUCCCAGCACCGCGGGGCAAAGGAUCGGGAAGACGAGGAUCCCGCAGUUCGCAUGCCCAGAUGGACGAGGACUCGGACACCGUGACAGUGGGGACCGAGAUGCUGGCGAACUUGGUACAGACGAUCGAGUCGCUCAAGGUGGAGGUGGCAACCUUGAAGGGCGAGCGCCCCCGCAAGAAGGCUGUGGCCGACGAGGGCGAUUCCACUCCGUCGAUGGCGGGAUAUUCGAUGGCGAGACGGGCACGGCAGCUUGAGCAGUGGGGUUCGGAGGUGAUUCCGCAGAUUUUUGAGAGUUUGGUCGUUGAUGAUAGGAAGGUUCUCUUGGAAGUGGUAAGCUCUUCCCCCAGCAUCCUGUCAGCGACGAUUCAGAGCGUUCUGGGACGACCGGAGGCCGCCAGCCAAUGUGGAAAGCACGACAGGUGCAUGUGUGGUUACACCCAACUAGUGAAGCGUUUUCUCCUUUACAACGAAUGUGAGUAUUUCGGGAGAAUGUCGGAAGUGUGGAAUGUGUUCGGUGAGCGAGGCACCGGUGAGGCGUUUAUGAAUGAUGAGCAGGUUCAAGAUGUGGAACAGCAGGCCAAAGAUUCCUUGAACCAGAAGGACUUCAGAGACUUGCGAGUUGUGUAUGUGACGUUGGGAGUAUAUGCCUACUAUGGCCUGACGCAAAAGACUAGGAAUCCAGAUGUUACAGGGCGUAUGAUCCAACGACCUGGAGAUCUGCCCGAUGAUCAGGUCGUGGAAAAUGCGAGUGAGGAAUUUGCAAGGGCAGCUCGCGCACGAGCCGAAGCUGAGAAAGCACUGUGUGAUUGGCAAGCCCAACAAAGAAUCAAUCGGGCCAUGAACUCCCGCAGCCGUCCAUGUGCCACCUACUCACCAGGUGACCUCGUGUACUUCUGGAGGACACAAGAGAGCGGCCAGGGACGCAAGAGUCCUGGAAGCAAACACGGGAGAUUUCUGGGACCUGCGAGGAUAUUGGCUACAGAGGGACGUAAGGAGUCCGAUGGCUCCUUGAGACCGGGGAGUUCUGUGUGGCUGGUUCGGGGGAGGUCUUUGAUGAAAUGCAGCCCCGAACAGUUGCGACAUGCAUCGGCUCGCGAAGAGCAUUUGGAGGCACUGGCUUCCAAGACCUCCGAGGGAGGCACGCCGUGGACUUUUCGAAAAGUGGCUGAAGAAAUAGGAGGCAAUCGCUACGAGGAUAUCUCUGGAGAGGUGCCCCUUGAAAGCGAGUGGGUCCGUGCACAAGAUCCUGAACAGGAGGAUCAGCCACAAAGGUUUGCAACGCCUCGUCAUCGAGUGAGGGGAAAACGGGGAGAGCCCGAAGCAGCCACGGAUAUGCAUGAUGCUCUAAACGAGGAACCGAGCACUCCUUCUGCCCCGAGUCGAGCACAACGGCCACGGACUGUCCAGCACUGGCCAGGAGGAGCGCUGUGUGCCGAAGGUUGGUGGGACCAGGUGCCAGAGGCACAUUUUGGAGAACACUGCAGCUACUGGGCUGAGGAGAAUGCUGCAGUCGAAGUGGCCAUAGACAUGCCGACAAGUAAGAGAGGUAUUGAACAAGCCUCCCGCAACUUGUGCGGGUACUUUGCGAGUGCUCUCAAGCGUCGUGCUGUGGAGAUGUCGGAAAAGCGACUAUCAGAAGGAGAACGGCAGUGUUUUCAAGAGGCCAAAGCCAUUGAGGUGAAGAACUUUGUGGCCUCGCGUGCAUUUGAAGCAUUGCCGCCGGGAAUGAAGCCCGAUCGGAGUCAGGCUAUGGGCAUGCGCUGGCUGCUCACCUGGAAGACACGCGAUGACGGUUCCCAGAAGGCAAAAGCCAGGGCAGUACUUUUGGGAUAUCAAGACCCGUCGUAUGCUCACAGAUCAACGACCAGUCCAGUCAUGACGCGUCAGACGCGUCAAAUGGUACUGCAGCUCGCUUUGAAUCGGAAGUGGUCCGUGUACAAAGGAGAUGUUUCCGGAGCAUUCCUACAGGGGCGAGAGUAUCCAGAGACGCUCUUGUGCAUUCCAUGCGAUGAAAUCUGUGAAGCAAUGGGACUGCAAGGAGGGAGUGUAGUUCGGAUGCGUAAAGCUUGUUACGGAUUAGUUGACGCUCCUCUUGAAUGGUAUCGGACUGUUGCCGAGUACUUUGAGGCCCAAGGACUCACUAGAUUAUGGUCUGACGCGUGCGCCUGGGUUUUUCGGAAGGAUGGUCAGGUGAAAGGAAUUAUUUCAGGGCAUGUGGAUGACUUCCUGUUUUCGGGGGAUGAAGAAGAUGCUGAGUGGCAGAGAAUCAUUCGGAACAUCAAGGAACGCUUUAAGUGGGGUGACUGGGAUAAAGAUGUGUUCAUGCAGUGUGGUGUGCAAGUGACUCGAGGCCCAGGCCAAUUUCGGUUAUCCCAACCCAACUACGUUGAAGGCAUUCCGGAAAUUCCCCUGAACAGCAGUAGGCGGAAACAGGAAAAAGAAGACACGACUCCUUAUGAGAAGUCUCAGUUGAGGGGGCUACUAGGAGCAUUGAGUUGGCACGCACAACAGGUCGCGCCACACCUUUCGGCGGAUGUCAGCUUGAUGUUGUCUGAGGUGAGCAAAAGCAAGGUGUCUCUGAUCAAUCGUGCCAACAGACUGUUAUCACAGGUGCGGGCCCGCAAGGACCAUGCAAUGAUAAUACAUGCAUUCAAUGAGUCUGAAGAGCUUGGGGCUUUCGCGUGGGUGGAUGCCGGAUCUCAGAAUCGACCUGAUGGUAGUAGCACCCAAGGAAUUCUUAUUGGAUUGGCUCCUGUUUCCAUGUUGCAGGGCGAGGUCGGUCAGGUGUCUCUUAUGUCGUGGCACUCGAACAAGAUCGAUAGGGCCUGUAGAAGUCCUGGAGCCUCCGAAACCCAAGCAGCCAUCUCAGGAGAGGACCUGUUGUAUUUCGCUCGCUACCAGUGGAGCGAGAUUUGUUUCGGAGAAUUGGACGUGAUGGAUCCUGAUAGUUGCGUGCGCAAGGUUCAGGGAACUUUGAUUACUGACAGCCGGAACGUGUAUGACAAAUUGCACACCGAGGUGUUAAGCAUGAAGGGAGCCGAGAGAAAGUCUAAUAUCGAACUCCUGAGCGUGAAAGAGGCCCAACAACGAACGCAGCUACAUGUGCGGUGGGUACACUCGGAGGCGCAGUUGGCGAACUCCUUGACCAAGAUGCACGGGGGACACGAGUUGGAACUCUACUACCGGAUGGGUCACGCGUGGCGUAUCGUCGAGGACCCCAACAUGAAGUCCGCCAGGCGUCGAAAAGCAGAAGGCCUACCUCCACUGGGAAACGUUCCGAAUGAGGGUGAUGAGCCGGCACACACAGGUGAGCCAGAUUCCGAAGAGAUUUGCAGUUAUUUGAUUCAGGAUCACAUGUAUCUCUUUUAG